AUGACUCGCCCCACAUUACUGCAAUCGCAAACAAAUGCGCUCUUGACGCUGCUCAAUUUGAAUCAGCCAACAACAAUAGCCUCCACCUCCGCUAGCACCUCCGCUUUCCCGACCGGCGGAGCUUCCACCCAGAACGCGGCUUUCGAUGAAGCCACCCAUGGGACGUUGGUGUGGAAGGUGUUGAUCCUGGAUGAGCUGAGCAAGGACAUCUUGGCGACGAGUCUGCGCGUUCAGGACUUGAGAGAGCAGGGGGUAACGCUUCACAUGCAAUUGCAUUCGCAGCGCCCACCUCUAUCUGACGUACCUGCAGUCUACUUUGUGUCUCCGACUCUGGCGAAUAUCAAGCGAAUAGCUGAGGACCUCAACCCGCCCUUGUACUCCUCAUACCACCUCUCAUUCACCUCUGCCCUCCCUCGCUCACUGCUCGAAGAGCUUGCCUCCCUCAUCCUCGCCGAUGACCCAUCAGGAGCUACCGGCCAGCUCAUCUCCUCGGUACACGACCAGUUCCUCGACUUUCUCGUUCCAUCGCCGAACCUCUUCUCGCUCUUGCCCAGAAGAGAGAUCCAGCAGGAGGCAAAUGGGACAGUGGGGAAGAAAAGCCAGAAGCCGAGAGAAAAGGAGGUGGAAGGACGGCCGAGCUAUGUGGUGUUGAACGAUCCGAGGGCGAGCGAGCUGGACAUCGAGGAGGAGGUUGAGCGGGUGGCAAAGGGACUAUUCAGUGUUGCAGUCACCAUGGCUGUCACACCUAUUAUCCGGUGUCCGAGGGGGAAUGCUGCCGAAAUGGUCGGGCGGAAGCUGGAGACUAAGCUGCGGGAUCAUCUCGCCGCGACAUCAUCUCAGAGGGGAGGUGGACGUGACGCAUACGGCUCAGACGCGUUGGCAAGUCUACAAAGACCAUUACUGGUCAUUCUUGACCGCAAUAUCGAUCUCAUCCCCAUGCUUUCUCACUCGUGGACAUAUCAGGCUCUAGUACAUGAUGUACUCGAUAUGAAACUGAACCGAGUCUCCGUCGAGUCACCUGAGAAUGGGAAACUCCAGAAGAAAUCGUACGAUAUCGACUCGAAAGACUUCUUCUGGGCCAAGAACGCCGGAAACCCGUUCCCUCAGGUGGCGGAGGACAUCGACACUGAGCUUGGGCGGUACAAGACCGAUGCUGCCGAGUUGACAAGGUCAACGGGUAUCAGCGAUGUCAACGAUGUUUCACAAAUAGACUUCUCCUCCAAUACUGCCAACCUCAAAACAGCCAUUACCGCCCUCCCCGAGCUUACCGCCCGCAAACAGACACUCGACACACAUAUGAACAUCGCCACUGCCCUGCUCCAGGCCAUCAAGGAGCGCGGUCUCGACAAUCUCUUCCAGGUCGAAGAAGGAGCAACCAAGCAGCCUAAAUCCAUCAUCGUCAAUACACUCAAAGGCCAGACGGACGAGCCCGGACAGACCGUCAACCCCACACACGAGGACCAGCUCCGACUCGUCAUCAUCUACUACCUGUCCGUCCCGGACUCGGCGCUUUCCAAGGACGACCUGGCGGAACUGGUCAAGCAGUUGCAGGAGAAUGGGGUGGAUGUCAAGGCGCUGGAUUAUGUCAAGAAGGUGCGGGAGGUGACGCGGAUGACGAUGAUGGCGACCCAGCCGGCUGUGGUGGCGUCUGCUCCUCAGGGUGGAGAGUGGACAAGAGGAUUCGGCGCUCUUGGCAGCAGGAUCACUGACCGGCUGAGAGAAGGUGGAAUCACCGGCGCAGGCUUCGACAACCUCAUCUCGGGCGUCAAGAACCUCCUCCCCGUCCGAAAAGAGCUACCCGUCACGCGUAUAGUCGAAGCCCUUACCGAGCCCACAACGGCCGCCACGCAGGCAUUGCAAGAUACGGAUGACUACCUGUCGUUCGAUCCUCGCUCGACACGAGGGAGGGCGCCGGCGCAAUCGGGUAAAGGGCGACAGCAGUAUCAAGAGGCGAUUGUGUUUGUGGUGGGUGGAGGUGGGUAUGUGGAGUAUGGGAAUCUGCUAGAGUGGGCGGCGAGGAGUCAGCGGGAGGGAGGAGGAGGUGGGAAGAAGAUUACAUAUGGGAGUACGGAGAUUUUGAAUCCGACGGCGUUUGUAAGAGCGUUGGGAGAGCUGGGGGCGGCUUCGUAG
This is a messenger RNA of Dioszegia hungarica, 2130 nucleotides long. Its product is annotated as Sec1-like protein. The record is from RefSeq and is a predicted model, not a curated record. Gene Ontology annotation, biological process: endoplasmic reticulum to Golgi vesicle-mediated transport; intracellular protein transport. The transcript is spliced from 8 exons. Gene Ontology annotation, molecular function: syntaxin binding. Gene Ontology annotation, cellular component: Golgi membrane; cytosol. NCBI's taxonomy places the organism in Eukaryota, Fungi, Basidiomycota, Tremellomycetes, Tremellales, Bulleribasidiaceae. The coding region runs from base 1 to 2130 and encodes 709 amino acids.